AUGGCCCACUCCAUCCACGGCACCCUCAUCCACUCCCUCGCCCCCUCCACCCUUCAAAUCCUCCCCUCCACCCUCCUCAUCAUCUCCCCCUCGGGCUCCAUCCUCUCCAUCCACCCCUCCACACCCCCCUCAUCCAUCCCCUUCCUCCUGGCUCCCCACAAUCUCACUCCUGAAACGUGCCCAACACUCACCCUCUCACCGACUCAAUUCCUCACUCCGGGCUUCAUCGACACCCACACCCACGCCCCGCAACACGCCCAACGCGGUCUCGGCCGAGGCCUCCCCCUCCUCACGUGGCUCGACACACUCACGUUCCCGAACGAGGCGAAAUGCAAGGAUCUCGUUCACGCGUCUUCCCUUUAUACAUCCUGUGUUCGCGCCGGACUUAAACAAGGGAUCACCACUGCAUGCUAUUACGCAUCGCUACAUAAAGAUGCCUCGGUGGUUCUUGCGGAAACUUGCCUCAGGGAAGGUCAACGGGCGCUGAUCGGGAAAUGCAAUAUGGAUCGACAUGCUCCGGACUGGUAUACCGAGUCUUCAGACGUGAAGGAGAGUGUGAGGUCCACGGAGGAGUUCUUGGGGGAGGUCCUGGCUCUCGAUCAAGGUGUGGGUGCUGGGGUUGGGAAGGGACUUGUUACGCCGGUUAUUACCCCGCGGUUUGCAAUCUCCUGCACGGAUGGCCUUCUUUCAGAACUGGGCAAAUUGGUGAAGAGGUAUCCCACCUUGCCAGUGCAGACUCAUUUCAACGAGAGUCCGGAAGAAGUGGAAUUCACGGCAAAACUGUUCCCCGCGUACAACUCGGAGACGGAAAUGUACGAGUCUUUCGGCCUCCUGAACGAACGAAGUAUUCUGGCUCAUACGAUAUACCUCAAAAAUGGGGAGAUGGACAGACUAAAAGAGUUGGGAUGUGGGGUCGCGCAUUGCCCCGUGUCGAAUACUUGUAUGGAUCGGUUUAUGGUGGCCCCCGUGAGUGAGUAUUUGAAAAGGGGGGUCAAGGUGGGUUUGGGGACGGAUUGUGGGGGUGGGUUUACGAAUAGUAUGUUGGAAGUUAUGAGGCAGGCUUAUCUGGUUAGUGUUGCUGGGAAGACGUUCCUGGGUGGCACUGGUGCUGCUGGUGAUGGGGAGAGGACGGCAUUGAGUACGGAGGAAGGGUUCUAUAUGGCGACCUUGGGAGGGGCGAGGGUCGCGGGCUUGGAUGGGAAGGUGGGGAAUUUUGAGGCUGGGAAGGAGUUGGAUGCUUGUUUGGUGGAUGUGAGUGUUGAUGGGGUCAUGGCGGAUGUGGACGAGGGAGAGGAUACCAGGAGCGUGUUUGAGAAGUUCAUCAUGACUGGGGAUGAUCGCAAUAUUACGGGGGUUUGGGUCAAGGGAAGGAGAGUCAAAGGAUAG
Molecule: messenger RNA, 1386 nt
Organism: Aspergillus affinis
Lineage: Eukaryota; Fungi; Ascomycota; Eurotiomycetes; Eurotiales; Aspergillaceae
Product: putative guanine deaminase
Exons: 1
Coding region: 1-1386 (461 amino acids)
Biological process (GO): guanine metabolic process
Cellular component (GO): cytosol
Molecular function (GO): guanine deaminase activity; zinc ion binding
Source: RefSeq, a predicted model, not a curated record